Molecule: messenger RNA, 3009 nt
Organism: Harpegnathos saltator (Jerdon's jumping ant)
Lineage: Eukaryota; Metazoa; Arthropoda; Insecta; Hymenoptera; Formicidae
Product: cytochrome P450 9e2-like
Exons: 1
Coding region: 43-1605 (520 amino acids)
Molecular function (GO): oxidoreductase activity, acting on paired donors, with incorporation or reduction of molecular oxygen; heme binding; monooxygenase activity
Source: RefSeq, a predicted model, not a curated record
UGCGAGCAGCGUAGCCAUUCGUUCGUGGACGUGCUGAUCACGAUGGAACCGUCGUCGUCAUCAUCGUCAUGGUUAUUUUCAUCACCUUUCGCGUUUUUGCUCACCACUUUGGUCAGCAUCGGCGUGUUGAAGGCCAUCGCUGUUGUAUACCAUCAGUGCAUGUACUGGAAGAAACGGGGUAUCCCGUACAUAGGCACGGUUCCAGGCCUUGGAUCGUCCUGGAAAGUGUUUCUGCGACGCAUGAGCUUCGUUGAGUACAGCGAUUUAACCUACAAACAUGAACCAGACGCAAAGUACAUCGGCCUCAUGGACAUGGCCACUCCUCUCGUCCUCUUGCGCGACCCUGAUUUGAUCAGGGACGUGAUGGUGAAAGAUUUCGAGCACUUCCCAGACCAUAAGAGCUUCGCAAGCGAAGAGGUAGAUCCGUUGUUCGGUAAGAACGUCUUCUCCUUGCGUGGCAAUCGCUGGAAAGAGAUGAGGAACACGUUGAGCCCUUCCUUUACCGCCAGCAAGAUGAAGGCCAUGUUUGAGCUAGUGUCCAAGUGUUCCUGUCAGUUCGCCGAGUAUUUGGCUGAUCAUCCGGAGUUGUGCACUUCCAUCGACACGAAGGAAGUCUUCAGGCGGUAUACCACAGACGUGAUCGCCACGUCGGCCUUCGGCAUCAGUGUCAACUCCAUGAAGGACCGGAACAACGAAUUCUUCAUCAGGGGACUCGAGGCUACCGACUUUGGUAGCUUCAAGUCCUUGCUAAAGUUCAUAUUUCUCCGCGCUUCUCCGCGAUUGGGGAAGAUGCUGGGCAUGAGCUUCUUCCCGCCGGCUACGUCGCAGUUCUUCAAAAGGAUCGUGGCGGAGACUAUCAAAGUCCGCGAAGAGCAGGGUAUCGUUCGACCGGACAUGAUUCACUUGCUGAUGCAAGCUCGGGACAAGGAAGGCCCCAAUGUGCAUGAGAUGACCUUGGACGACAUUGUAGCGCAAGCCUUCAUCUUCUUCUUCGCCGGCUUCGAGACGUCCGCGACACUCAUGUGCUUCGUCGCCCAUGAGCUCGCAGUUCAUCAGGACAUCCAAGAUCGCUUGUGGGAGGAGGUGGAGAGGCACUUCGCCGAGGGUAAUGGUGAGAUCACGUAUGAGGCAAUGUCGAAGAUGGUUUACAUGGACAUGGUAGUGUCGGAGGCUUUGCGAAAGUAUCCGCCGGUGAUCUUCAUCGACAGGCUCUGCGCCAAGAGAUACGAGCUUCCGCCGGCGAAGCCCGGCUGCAAGAGCGUCAUCAUCGAGCCCGAUUCCAUGACUUGGACACCUGUUUACGCGCUGCACCAUGACCCCAAGUACUUUCCGAACCCCUCCAAGUUCGACCCUGAGAGGUUCAGUGAAGAGAACAAGGACAAUAUCGUACCAUAUACUUAUGUGCCCUUCGGCCACGGACCCAGAAAGUGCAUCGGCAAUCGCUUCGCUCUCAUGGAGACGAAGCUGUUGAUAGCUCACCUUAUUCACAGGUUCGUCUUCAAGACCACGGAGAAGACCUCCGAGCCCAUCGUGUUCGACAAAAAGCAGUUUGCGUUGUUGCCCGAGAAGGGAUUCUGGAUCGCCUUGGAGAAGAGGCAGAAGUGAAAUCGUUUAUUGUAGUAGGUGAGGGGGGGGGAAUAGUUUAUUCUACACCGUAGUUGUUUAGUCGUUCUAUAAUUAGGAUAUUCGACAUGCGUAUGUAAACAAGACUGCUCUCGAAUGCGAUCGAAAUCUACGAACUGGUUUAAUUGCGACGCGAAGGUCUAGCGUAAAUGUGUAUUUUCUUCCGCUUGCGUGUUACAUAUUUGUUUCUUGCUAAUGAGAAUUAUAUGUAUGUGUUUUCUAUUCUGCCAGUGAGGAAGGUCAAGGGAAGACUAGGUAUCAUGUUGAACACAGUGGCAAAAUGCGUAGAUUGUCGAGUUUGCGUCACUCGUUAGCUUGAAAUGACUAUUACGUAACCCGUGUUUAUGGACUAAUGGAAUAUUAAAGUGUCAAAGUAAAGUCUUAUUGCUGUGAGACGUUCCAUUCGGGCCCAUGAAAGAGGAUGUCGUUAUUACCGCGAUAUAUAUCCGUUGCUGCGACAUAUAUUCUCAUUUCGUUUUUAACAUGAGGAAAAGGGAAACAUUAAAAUUGAAUUUAUCCGAUAUUAUUUUUGACACGGAACAUUUCUAAAGUACGGCAGAAGCGAGCAGCCGUUGUUUCGGUUCGUUCAUUGUUGCUCCCAUGUCGCUUACGUAAUCCACGUAAUACGAAUAAUUCGAUGACAGUGCAGCUCGAUGUUUUCCUUAACAGUCCAAAGCUCGAUCUUGCCACGUAUCAGUCGUGAGAGAGGACGUUUCACAUCAGUGAUCGUCGCUCGUUAGACAUGACUCAUCCUCUGGAAUUAGAUAGCAAGUUUAUGAGCACAGAAAAACAGUAGGUCGAGUAAUUGAGAGACAUCUUGACUAUUCCAUUGCAAAAAUAACAAUUACAGGUUAACUGGCUUAAUAUUUUUAUAUCUCAUCGAUAAAAAAAUGUAUAUUUCAUUCUUAUCAUCUCUUAUCAAGAUAUCUCUUAUUAAUGUAUAUAGAACAGUGCAGAUUACAGAACACGAAAGAAGUAUUUGCAAAGGUAUUCGAAAGCAAAUUUAAUUAAUGAUUAUGAAAAUAUACAUAUUAAAUUUUAAAAAUAUUGUUUCUUUCUCAAUUUUCACUCGUCAACUCAUGAGAAAAGUGCAGAUAGAAAUCUUCGAGAAAUAAUUCCUUCAGAGAGAUUUCGACAAGAAUCGUGAUUUUCGCAAAAAUGCUGUCGGAAAUUACAACUGGAUUGAAUUUGUAAUAUGCAAUACAGAGUGUUGAGAAUAUAGGAAUAUCAUUUUUAUGAUGCUAUUAAUUCGUGAAAGAGCGCUGAAAUUUUCCACACGUCGAGAUAAUGCAUUCUGAACUGCUUGUGCUCUGUGAAUAUUUGUAUCGUCAUCUAUGAUCGAUUAACUAUCAUUGACACUUCCGAGAAAUAUAUAUUUACACACUU